Messenger RNA from Octodon degus (degu), 603 nucleotides. Its product is annotated as U8 snoRNA-decapping enzyme. Gene Ontology annotation, biological process: mRNA catabolic process; sno(s)RNA catabolic process. Gene Ontology annotation, cellular component: nucleus. Gene Ontology annotation, molecular function: phosphodiesterase decapping endonuclease activity; snoRNA binding. Lineage: Eukaryota; Metazoa; Chordata; Mammalia; Rodentia; Octodontidae. The transcript is spliced from 3 exons. The coding region runs from base 1 to 603 and encodes 200 amino acids. The record is from RefSeq and is a predicted model, not a curated record.
AUGUCAGGGUCUCGCAAGCUAGAGCUGGCCGAGGCCUUGGCCUUAGGACAGGAGUGGAAGCACUUCUGUUUUGUCCUGCUCUAUGCGCCUGACCCGGGGAUGCUCUUCGGCCGCAUUCCGCUGCGGUACGCAGUGCUGAUGCAGAUGCGCUUUGAUGGGCGCCUGGGCUUCCCAGGCGGCUUCGUGGACUCUAAAGACAGCCUGGAGGACGGACUCAACAGAGAGCUGCUGGGCAAGCUGGGCGAGGCUGUCUCCGCUUUCAGUGUGGGGCGCACAGAAUACCGCAGCUCACGUGCAGGGGACACCUCACAUGUUCUGGCGCACUUCUAUGCUAAACAACUGACGCUAGAGCAGCUGGAAGCUGUGGAGGCCGGAGCACCAAGAGCCAAGGACCAUGGGCUGGAGGUGCUGGGCCUGGUGCGGGUGCCCCUGUACACCUUGCGGGAUGGUAUGGGAGGCCUUCCAGCCUUCCUGGAAAAUUCUUUUAUUGGUGCUGCCCGGGAGCAGCUACUGGAAGCCCUCCAGGACUUGGGACUCUUGGAACCUGGUUCUGUCUUGAGUUGUAAAAAAUGUCCAUUAAGCCAACCUUCUUUAAACUCAUAG